AUGACCUCCCUCUUCUUCUCCACCCCUGUCGACAUCGACGUCGUCCUCGAAGACAGUGAUGAACGCCAGACUGUUGACGUCAAGCUCGAUAAGGGCCGUCGCGAGAGGGUCCCUCUUUACAUGGAUGGGGAGUCUGUCAAGGGCGCCGUGACCGUGAGGCCAAAGGAUGGAAAGCGAUUGGAACACACAGGCAUCAAGGUCCAGUUCAUCGGCACAAUUGAGAUGUUCUAUGACCGCGGCAACCACUACGAGUUUCUUUCCUUGGUACAGGAGCUCGCGGCUCCGGGUGAACUGCAACACCCACAGACGUUCCUCUUUAACUUCAAAAAUGUUGAAAAGCAGUACGAGUCCUACAAUGGUAUUAAUGUCAAACUACGGUACUUUGUCCGGGUGACGGUCUCCCGGCGCAUGGCCGAUGUGAUCCGGGAGAAAGACCUAUGGGUUUACUCCUAUCGCAUGCCGCCGGAGACAAACAGUCCGAUUAAGAUGGAUGUCGGUAUUGAGGACUGCCUGCAUAUUGAGUUCGAAUAUUCCAAAUCCCAAUAUCACCUCAAGGAUGUCAUUGUAGGCCGCAUUUAUUUCCUCCUUGUCCGAUUGAAGAUCAAACAUAUGGAGUUAUCCAUUAUCCGGCGGGAAACAACGGGUUCACCUCCAAACCAAUAUAAUGAAAGUGAGACGUUGGUGCGGUUCGAGAUUAUGGAUGGUUCACCGUCACGUGGUGAAACCAUCCCCAUCCGUCUGUUCCUUGGCGGGUUUGAUUUGACACCGACCUUCCGUGACGUGAACAAGAAAUAUUCCACACGCUAUUACCUUAGUUUGGUACUUAUAGACGAGGACGCUCGCCGAUACUUUAAGCAGUCCGAAAUUGUUCUCUACCGUCAAGCUCCCGAAAUUGCAACUACGCCACAGAUAGCCCAGCAGCAGCAGAUUCAGCAGCAGCAACUCCAACAGCAGCAAGCGCAACAGCAACAGCUACCGCCCGGCUCUGCUACACCUGGCCCGGGGCGUAAAGCGUACCCUAGUCAACCAGUCGCUGCUCCCGUUGCAUAG
Messenger RNA from Aspergillus tanneri, 1050 nucleotides. It is a transcript of the gene VPS26, whose product is annotated as vacuolar protein sorting-associated protein 26. Gene Ontology annotation, biological process: retrograde transport, endosome to Golgi; intracellular protein transport. Gene Ontology annotation, cellular component: endosome; retromer complex. Lineage: Eukaryota; Fungi; Ascomycota; Eurotiomycetes; Eurotiales; Aspergillaceae. The transcript has 5 exons. The record is from RefSeq and is a predicted model, not a curated record. Bases 1 to 1050 code for a protein of 349 amino acids.